AUGCGCGAGAUCGCCCAUCUUCAAGCUGGUCAAUGCGGCAAUCAAAUAGGAGCUAAGUUUUGGGAAGUGAUUUCCGACGAGCACGGUAUCGAUCCUACCGGCACGUAUCACGGCGAUUCAGAUCUGCAACUGGAGCGCAUAAACGUCUAUUACAACGAAGCUUCAGGGGGAAAGUAUGUUCCUAGAGCGAUUCUGGUCGACCUGGAGCCCGGCACCAUGGACGCUGUACGCUCUGGACCGUUCGGUCAGAUAUUUCGACCGGACAAUUUUGUUUUCGGGCAGAGCGGCGCCGGGAAUAAUUGGGCUAAAGGGCACUACACCGAAGGCGCGGAGCUCGUCGACUCUGUCCUCGAUGUUGUACGGAAGGAAGCCGAAAGUUGCGAUUGCCUUCAAGGUUUCCAGUUAACCCACUCUCUUGGUGGUGGAACGGGAGCUGGAAUGGGGACGUUGCUCAUUUCGAAAAUUCGAGAAGAGUAUCCUGACAGAAUUAUGAUGACCUUCAGCGUGGUACCGUCUCCAAAGGUAUCAGAUACUGUGGUGGAACCGUAUAAUUGCACUCUAUCGGUGCAUCAGUUGGUAGAAAAUACGGACGAAUCGUACUGCAUUGACAACGAAGCCCUUUACGAUAUUUGCUUCCGCACGUUAAAGUUAACCACACCGACCUACGGUGACUUGAAUCAUUUGGUGAGCGCAACGCUCAGUGGAGUGACCACGUGCCUGAGAUUUCCUGGACAACUGAACGCUGACUUGCGUAAACUGGCUGUAAAUAUGGUACCCUUUCCCCGACUGCAUUUCUUUAUCCCUGGUUUCGCUCCUUUAACGUCCAGAGGUUCGCAGCAGUACAGAGCCCUCACGGUUCCUGAACUCACGCAGCAAAUGUUCGACGCGAAGAACAUGAUGGCUGCGUGUGAUCCCCGUCACGGUCGUUAUUUAACGGUGGCAGCCGUUUUUCGAGGAAGAAUGUCGAUGAAAGAAGUGGACGAGCAGAUGCUGAAUAUUCAGAACAAGAACAGUAGUUAUUUCGUGGAAUGGAUACCGAGCAACGUGAAGACUGCUGUCUGCGAUAUUCCUCCUCGAGGAUUGAAAAUGUCUGCAACUUUUAUUGGAAACUCUACAGCAAUUCAGGAAUUGUUCAAGAGAGUGUCGGAACAGUUUACCGCGAUGUUCAGGCGGAAGGCUUUCCUGCACUGGUACACAGGAGAAGGCAUGGAUGAAAUGGAAUUCACCGAGGCUGAAAGUAAUAUGAACGACUUGGUCUCCGAGUACCAGCAAUAUCAAGAAGCCACCGCCGACGAAGAGGGCGAAUUCGACGAGGAGGAAGAGGGAGAGGGUGAUAAUCCAUGA
This is a messenger RNA of Habropoda laboriosa, 1344 nucleotides long. Its product is annotated as tubulin beta-4B chain-like. Gene Ontology annotation, molecular function: GTP binding; GTPase activity; structural constituent of cytoskeleton. The record is from RefSeq and is a predicted model, not a curated record. Gene Ontology annotation, cellular component: cytoplasm; microtubule. NCBI's taxonomy places the organism in Eukaryota, Metazoa, Arthropoda, Insecta, Hymenoptera, Apidae. Gene Ontology annotation, biological process: microtubule cytoskeleton organization; mitotic cell cycle. The transcript has 5 exons. The coding region runs from base 1 to 1344 and encodes 447 amino acids.